This is a messenger RNA of Nestor notabilis (Kea), 954 nucleotides long. RefSeq names its product testis-specific serine kinase 2 (gene TSSK2). Bases 1 to 954 code for a protein of 317 amino acids. The transcript has a single exon. Gene Ontology annotation, molecular function: tau-protein kinase activity; ATP binding; protein serine/threonine kinase activity. NCBI's taxonomy places the organism in Eukaryota, Metazoa, Chordata, Aves, Psittaciformes, Psittacidae. Gene Ontology annotation, cellular component: cytoplasm. The record is from RefSeq and is a predicted model, not a curated record. Gene Ontology annotation, biological process: microtubule cytoskeleton organization; protein phosphorylation; intracellular signal transduction.
AUGGAUGAUGUUGCAGUGCUUGAAAAGAAAGGCUAUAGCCUCAGCAACACACUAGGACAAGGCUCUUACAGCAAGGUGAAAAGUGCCUACUGUGACCGGCUGAAGUGCAAAGUGGCUGUCAAGAUCAUCGACAAGAUGAAAAUUCCUAGGGACUUUUGGGAAAGGUUUCUCCCCAGGGAAAUAGAGGCUUUGAGACGCUUACAUCAUCCCUCAAUCAUCAAAACCUAUGAGAUUUUCGAGACAUCAGUUGGGAAAGUGUACAUCGUGAUGGAGCUGGGGGAAAAUGGAGACCUCCUGGACUACAUCAAGAGUACAGGAGCUAUGAGAGAGGACAUUGCUCGCAUAAAGUUUCAGCAGCUGGCUUCUGCCAUCAAGCAUUGCCACAACUUGAACUUCGCUCACAGGGACCUGAAAUGUGAGAACAUCCUUCUUGAUGAUGGCCUCAAUGUCAAGCUGACAGACUUUGGCUUUUCUAAACCGUUAUCUCAGGAUAAAAACGGGAAAACUAUUCUCAGCAAUACCUUCUGUGGGUCUGCUGCGUAUGCAGCUCCUGAAGUGCUACAGGGCAUUCCUUGUGAUCCCAGGAUUUCUGACAUAUGGAGUCUGGGCGUUGUCCUGUAUAUAAUGGUCUACGCUUUAAUGCCAUUUGAUGACUCCAAUAUCAAGAAAAUGAUUUCUUUUCAGAAACAACACAGGAUUCCCUUCCCCAGCACAAAACACCUGACUGUGGAGUGCAAGGAUCUCAUUAACCGCUUGCUCCAGCCCGAUGUGUCUCAGCGGUUGCGCAUAGAUGAAGUUUUGAAACACUCAUGGUUGCAGACUCCAAAUUCCGUCGAUUCCCCUCUGUCAGCUAUAGAAGAGGGUGAGUGUUCCCAAAACCCGCGUGAAGGAAAGCCAAAGCAAAAGCAUCAAGCCAAAUGCCAGUUGGCAAAAGGGGAAAGAGAGGAGAAGUAA